UCCAGGUUUCAACAGUUGAUAGAGUAAGUAGGUACUUUUGACCAUAUCCAUAUCUACCCCGUUGUGCGACGUCGAGCCCCGACUCCAUUUCUGUUUAUCUUUGUCUAUCUAAAUGUUGGGCCGGAUGUCAAUAUGCAUCUCGUUCCUAAAGAGCUCGAUAAGCUCGUCACGUCUCAGCUGGGCUUUCUGGCCCAGCGAAGGCUGGCUCGAGGCGUCAAGUUGAAUCAUGCCGAAGCAUGUGCCUUGAUCGCCAACAAUUUGCAAGAGCUCAUUCGCGAUGGCAAUCAUUCAGUGGCCGACCUCAUGUCCAUUGGCAAGACCAUGCUUGGUCGGCGGCAUGUGCUUCCGUCGGUGGUCGCGACCUUGACGGAGAUCCAAGUUGAAGGGACUUUCAAGACCGGCACCUACGUCGUGACUGUGCAUCAUCCGAUCAGCUCCGACGACGGCGACCUGGAAAAGGCCCUGUACGGGAGCUUCCUACCGGUGCCGUCGAAAGAGGCCUUUGCCUUGCCGGAUCCCGCCGAGUACGACAACAAGAAGAUGCCCGGUGCGGUCAUCCCGGUCAAAGAGGGCAAGAUAGUGUUGAACGAAGGGAGAAAACGAAUCCGGCUGAAAGUGACCAGCAAAGGCGACAGACCGAUCCAGAUCGGAUCUCACUACCAUUUCAUCGAAACCAAUCCACAGCUUGAAUUUGACCGAGCCAAGGCAUAUGGAUUUCGGCUGGACAUCCCAGCAGGGACAUCAGUCCGAUUCGAGCCAGGCGACACCAAGACGGUCAAUCUGGUCGAGAUUUCCGGGCACAAGGUGAUCCGGGGCGGCAACAACCUAGCUUCUGGAGUGGUGGACGUGUCACGAAUCGAGUCGAUCAUCGAGAAGCUGCAACAAGCGGGAUUUGCACAUGUCCCCGAUCCAGCAGGCGACAUGGGCCACAUCGACGCGGCGACCAUGACUCGAAGCGACUACGUGAGCAUGUUCGGCCCGACGACCGGCGACCUCGUGAAACUAGGCAACACGGACCUCUGGAUCCGCGUGGAAAGGGACACGACGACGUACGGAGAAGAAUGCAAAUUCGGAGGCGGCAAGACUCUCCGCGAAGGAAUGGGCCAGGCAUCAGGCCGACCCGACACCGAGGUUCUCGACACAGUAAUCACAAACGCCCUCAUUGUGGACUGGACGGGGAUCUACAAGGCCGACAUUGGAAUCAAACAGGGAAUAAUCACGGGCAUCGGCAAGGCAGGCAACCCAGACGUGAUGGACGGGGUGUCCGCUGGCAUGAUAGUCGGCAGCGGAACGGACGUGGUCGCGGCCGAGGGCAGCAUUAUCACAGCGGGCGGAUUGGACUCACACAUCCACCUGAUCUGUCCGCAACAGGCAUACGAGUCUGUCGCCUCCGGGAUCACAACAUUCCUAGGCGGCGGGACGGGGCCAUCAGCAGGAACAAACGCAACAACCUGCACUCCAGGCCAGACGCACAUGAAACAAAUGCUACAAGCGGUCGACGCACUGCCAAUCAACUAUGGAAUCACAGGCAAAGGCAACGACAGUUCACCCACAGCGCUCCGCGAAUCCUGCGAGGCCGGGGCAUGCGGACUCAAACUCCACGAGGACUGGGGCAGCACGCCCGCAGCCAUCGACACCUGUUUAAGUGUGUGCGACGAAUACGAUGUGCAAUGCUUAAUCCAUACCGACACGCUCAACGAGUCCGGGUUCGUCGAGUCGUCCAUCGGCGCCUUCAAAGGGCGGACCAUCCACACAUACCACACCGAGGGCGCGGGCGGCGGCCACGCACCGGACAUCAUAUCGGUGGUUGAACACCCCAACGUUCUACCGUCGUCGACAAACCCAACCCGUCCGUACACGCGCAACACGCUCGACGAACACCUCGACAUGUUAAUGGUCUGUCACCACCUGUCGAAAAACAUCCCCGAGGACGUGGCGUUUGCAGAAUCACGCAUCCGCGCAGAAACUAUUGCCGCCGAAGACGUCCUGCAUGACUUGGGCGCGAUCAGCAUGAUGUCCUCUGACAGUCAGGCCAUGGGUCGCUGUGGCGAAGUCAUCCUCCGGACCUGGAACACCGCGCACAAGAACAAGGUCCAGCGUGGUCCGCUGCCGGAAGAUAAAAAUACCGGAGCUGACAAUUUCCGCGUCAAGCGCUAUGUCAGCAAAUAUACAAUCAACCCGGCCAUUGCGCAGGGCAUGUCCCAUAUUAUUGGGUCUGUCGAGGUUGGCAAACUCGCUGAUUUGGUUCUGUGGAAGCCGAGCAAUUUUGGCACGAAGCCCAGUUUGGUUAUCAAGAGCGGUAUGAUUAGUUAUGCUAUGAUGGGCGACCCCAACGGCUCCAUCCCAACCAUCCAACCCAUCAUCUCACGGCCCAUGUUCGGCCCCCUCGUGCCCUCGACAUCCAUCACUUUCGUGUCGCAGGCCUCAAUCAAAUCCGGUGUGGCCAAAUCUUACAACCUCCGCAAACGAGUUGAAGCCGUCAAAAACUGUCGGGGCCUUACGAAGCGUGAUAUGAAAUUUAAUGAUGUUAUGCCGAGCAUGAAAGUCGAUCCGGAGCGGUAUACUGUCCAUGCCGACGGUCAACAUUGUACUGCCGAGCCGGCGGAUGAGGUUGCGUUGGGACAGGGCUAUUUUGUUUUCUAGAUUGGAUUCCGAAAGAUAACUAUUGGUACGAGGCUACUGAGCCAUGUCGUCGCCAUAUCAUGUCAUCUGAGAAUGAAUCUGAACAAAGCAAUACAAACCAAACCAGACUAUUACCAAACAAACCAGAGGUAUUCUUUUUGUGUGCUGACGGGCAAUGCAAUCCGAUCCGUUCAAUCUGAUCCGA
Exophiala dermatitidis NIH/UT8656 is the source of this 2827-nucleotide messenger RNA. Its product is annotated as urease. Gene Ontology annotation, cellular component: urease complex. Gene Ontology annotation, molecular function: urease activity; nickel cation binding. The transcript has 6 exons. Bases 133 to 2643 code for a protein of 836 amino acids. NCBI's taxonomy places the organism in Eukaryota, Fungi, Ascomycota, Eurotiomycetes, Chaetothyriales, Herpotrichiellaceae. Gene Ontology annotation, biological process: urea catabolic process. The record is from RefSeq and is a predicted model, not a curated record.